This is a messenger RNA of Impatiens glandulifera, 1094 nucleotides long. RefSeq names its product heavy metal-associated isoprenylated plant protein 7-like. The transcript has 5 exons. Gene Ontology annotation, molecular function: metal ion binding. Lineage: Eukaryota; Viridiplantae; Streptophyta; Magnoliopsida; Ericales; Balsaminaceae. The record is from RefSeq and is a predicted model, not a curated record. Bases 33 to 956 code for a protein of 307 amino acids.
AUAAUUAAUUAUCUGUUUAAGAGUUUAUAACUAUGUUUGGUUUACUUGAUGCCUGCCGGCGGCGAAAGAAAUCAGUGAUUCUCUCUACUAAACUCGUUUUCGCGUUUGGAAGAAGAAAUCAAAUGGUAGAGGAUGAAAAGAAACCAGAGGAGGAGAAGAAGGCCGAUGAAGAACACAAACCAGAGGAGAAGAAGGUCGAUGAAGAGCACAAACCAGAUCAGCCAAACGAAGAGAAGAUUAAAUCUGAUGAAUCGAAGGAACCGGCGAUAGAGAUUGCUUUGAAAGUCUAUAUGCAUUGUGAAGGAUGCGCUAAGAAGGUGAGAAGAUGUCUCAAGGGUUUUGAAGGAAUUGAUGAUGUUUUCAUCGACUGUAAGAAUCACAAAGUGAUAAUCAAAGGGGAUAAAGUAGAUCCAUUGAAGAUUCUAGAAAGGGUUCAAAAGAAAAGCCAUCGAAAAGUCGAACUAAUCUCACCGAUUCCAUCUCCGCCGCCUGCGGCGGAGAAUGUUAAGCCAGAGGUGAACGAAACCCCCAAAUUACCAGAAGAGGUGAUUACAGUGAUACUAAGAGUUUAUAUGCAUUGUGAAGCCUGUGCUGAAGAAUUCAAAAGACAGAUACUGAAAAUGGAUGGGGUGGAGAAUGUGGAACCAGAUCUUAAGAAUUCACAAGUAUCAGUGAAGGGUAUUUUUGAUCCUGUCAAGCUUUUGGAUCAUGUCUCCAAGAGAACAGGAAAGCAAGCUGUUAUAGUGAAACAAGAACCAGAGAAAAAAGAGGAUGAAGUGAAGAAAACUGAAGAUGCUGCCAUGGAGAAGAAGGAAGUUUGUGAGGAGAAGGUGAAGAAGAAUGAGUUGUAUUACUAUUAUCCAAGUCAUAAUCAAAUUGAUCAUCAGUUUGUGUACCAAAACUACCCUUCUCAGAUCUUCAGUGAUGAGAAUCCGAAUGGGUGUUCUGUUAUGUGAAAAUGAGACAACUAGAGGGGCGAAAUGGUAACAUAAUUUCUACCCGGAACUUUAGGGUUUAUGUGAUGUUGAAACUUUUUAGGGUUUAUUUUUCUAUUUCUAAAUUUGCUAUGAAUGGUGGGGCACUAUAGAGAAAUU